AAUUACUACGGCUGGUGUUCAGACUAUUCUCGAAGUAUUUGGAGUCCCCCUUGGUUUUAAGAAGCGAUUUAGAAAUGUUAUGGCCACGUCUUUACAAAAAGAUCGGUAGGUUCUUUCAUAUCUGAGAACAAUAGCAAACCCCCAAGAGACCUUGACGUCCGUGUGUUAUUAAGCGCAGAAGUGCCGUCCGCUCUUAAGACACACUCAAGACUCUCUCUUUGAAUCGAGAGGUUGUUUGUUUUGUUGUCGUUACCGAAGGACACAGGGGAAAACUGUAUUCUAGUUUUUAUUUGGAGUUACCAUUAUUCCCGUCUGUAACCAUGAAGAAAAGACGCAACGGGGCCCAUGUACACCAUCACACUUUGAAAACCAUUCGAGCUGUUGUUCUGGGAAAAGAUGGCGUUGGAAAAUCAGCUCUCACAGUCCGGUUCCUGACCAAACGUUUCAUUGGCGAUUACGACAGUACAUUGGAGGCAACUUACAGGCAUCACUUGUUAGUUGAUGGCCAAUUUGUGUCCUUGGACAUCAUGGACACAGCAGGAAAGAAUUCCACGGAAAAGAUGCAAAUGUGUAUGUCUUUCGCGGAGCUCUUCUUUGUUGUCUACUCGACAACUGAUCGCACCUCCUUUGAAGAAGCAUCACUUCUGGCUCGUUACAUCCUACAAGGAAAACCCCUGGGUCCUGCCGGCCCCACCAUAAUGAUAGUGGGAACAAAGGCCGACCUCGAGUUCGCCCAAGAAGUCGAAGAACAAGAAGGAAGGUUGUUGGCCGAAGAAUUAGGCUGCGGAUUUUAUCAGGUGUCCAGUGCAGAGGGUUAUUUGGAGACACAAGAGCUGCUAUUUGAUUCAGUAAAACGUUGCUUCGACAAAAGUAAAGCUUCGACGUUGUCAAGAGUAAAAGAAGGAAUUGUAGAAACGGCGAAGUCAUUCCGAAAGAGAUCACUUGGCCACGAAGUGGCUAAGGCCCAGCGCGAGAGGUUGCAGUUGAGACCCAGGUCAUUCAGCGAUGCUGAUCCUAUCCACGAGGCUUCUAAGCCUAAAUCUUCCAGUCAUGAAGAUUUAUCCCAAGAUGGAGAUUGCCAUCGAAAUUCAGUUGUAUCGACGGCAAGUUUUUAAGUAUUCCUUGUAUUUUAAAGUAUUCCUUGAAUGAAAUUUAAAGAAGCAAAGGCAAGGCCAUGAGGGCAUCAAAAAUUGUCACACGACACAGAAACGCAGAUUAAGAGGGAGGACGAAAAUUCAAGAGGAAUCCAAUGACAGCAAGUCGAUAGCUUAAUUUAAGCCGAAAUUUUGAUGAUCCAGUAGUGGGAUUAGUUGAAGAUACCAAAAGAAACUUAUCAAUAACUGUAAUUUUAGCUGUUUAAUACGAUUCUUUUACAUGUAAAAUAAAAUAAAAUUCCCAUGGUAUAUCCACUGAUCACAUUUCUUGGAAA
Molecule: messenger RNA, 1429 nt
Organism: Pocillopora verrucosa
Lineage: Eukaryota; Metazoa; Cnidaria; Anthozoa; Scleractinia; Pocilloporidae
Product: ras-related and estrogen-regulated growth inhibitor
Molecular function (GO): GTPase activity; GTP binding
Source: RefSeq, a predicted model, not a curated record